Messenger RNA from Paramecium pentaurelia, 3649 nucleotides. NCBI's taxonomy places the organism in Eukaryota, Ciliophora, Oligohymenophorea, Peniculida, Parameciidae. The record is from the annotation of a GenBank genome assembly.
AUGACCCAUGGUAUAAUAUUUUGUUUUAUUUGAUUAGUGCUUUAUUUUGGUAAGACACUUGCCAAUUUGCAAACUGAAAGUCUUCGAAAUCAAUAACAGAUGUACAAUUAUCUAAAAAAGUUUUAGAUUAACAAGAGUAUGUUUCCCAGAAAAUGUAUUUUCUAGUGAUCCAAAGAAAUAGAAUAAAGGUGGAGAACAAUAGCUAACAUUUAUUAAAGUGGUUUGUUGCCAAAAUAUUAUAUUCUUACUUGAUAGUAUUUGAUAAUUCUUCAAUUAGACAAAUCUGAAUUAUGGGCAUUUGGAUCAUCAUAAGAAGGAUAAUUAGGAAUCCGAAUGAGUAGCCUUAUGUAUCCAGUAAACAUAUCAUAAGUGUUAGACAAUAAAAUUAAAUUAAUGACUGCAUCAUAAAAUUUUGUAUCAGUACUUACAAUAAAAAAUCAAUUAUACAUUUGGGGCAAGUAUGAGGAACUAAAUUUAGGAGAUUACAUUAAACCAAAGAAGAUUGAAUUCACAAAGUCACUUGAUAGAAGGUAUGAAUUUAAUUGUUCUGAUAUCACAUACAUUUUAAAAUAACAAUCAGUCUCUUUUAUCAAUGAAGAAAUCUUACAAUUACAAUCAAACAAUAACAUAUUAUAUAUUUUGAGUAAAGAGCAUUUAGAUAUUAUCUCAUAGCAACCACAUAUAAUUGCAUAAAAGUUUGUGGGUAUAGCUUGCAAUUAAAAUCAUGCAUUGGCUUGGGAUGUUGAUGGAAGAGUAUGGAGUUGGGGUUAAUAUAUAGAUGGCAAAUUAGGUUACAUGAGUUUUGAAUAAACAGAAUAAAACUAUCCUAAAGUUAUUGAUACCUUCUAGAAUAGAAUUAUAUAAUGUGCAUGUGGGUUAAAUUAUAGUAUAGCUUUGGAUGUUAAAGGUGAUAUCUAUGGAUGGGGAAAGGGUCCUUUUAAAAUGGAAUUAUUGAAAGCAACUAUUCCAACUAAAUUAAUAUAAAAGAAUAAAUCUUUUGUUAAAGUAGUUGCAGGUGAUGAGCAUUUUGGUGCUUUGGAUAUGAUUGGUCAAUUGUAUGUAUGGGGUUUAAAUCAUAAAAAUUGUUUAGCUUAAUUAGAAGAGGAGAUUCUCACACCUACAUUAUUUUAAUUGGCUGGAAUAAAAAUUAUUGAUGUAGCAAUGGGCCCAUUUUGUACAGUUUUAAUUAUACCAGCAGAUCGUUUACAGAAAUUGCCUAAUCUAAAUUUGGAUUCAUUUACUAUACAAUAAAAGAAAUGUUUCCUUGAGGAAGCUAAUCUUAUUAGAGAUUUUACUGAAAGAAGAAAUAGGUAAACCUUAUCAUCUAUGCUCACUCCAAUUCAAACAAAAAAUCUUAUUUAAGAUGAUACAGAAUUUGAUAAGGCUAAUGAAUUAAUACAUUAAAUGUAAUUACAUUUAGAUUCUCCUCAUUACAAACAUACUUUUAAUACUACUCAUCAUUCUCAUUCCUUAAUUAAUAAUUAUAGUUCCCCUUAUAAAUCUCUGAAGUCCCCCAUUUCUUUUGAUAAAAUUUAAAAUAAAUUAACUAAACUUGAACACAGUAAUCCACUCUAUUUACCAAUUUUACCUCAUUUGUAAUAUACUAAAGCAUCCAUUGAUGAAGAUGUAAAUCUCGAAAAUCUUAUUAGAACAGAUGAUGAUGAAUUGAAAUACAGAUAUAUCUAAUUAGUUAAGUAAAAUAGUGAAGAUUAAAUAUUAAUGUAAUUGUUGGAUGAUUAAUUAAGUGAAAAACCUUAAAAUGAACGUAUCAUUAAUUAAUAAACAAUUAAAAUUAAAUAAAGGACAGAACCAAAAGAAAUUAAAUAUAAUGAUAAAUUUGAUAGACUUGAUCCUCAUUUAUUAUCAAAUGUAAGAAAAGAACUUGCUGAUAUCAGUAAAGAUAGAUGGAAAUAAUAUUAAAAAAAAAAAAAAAUUAAAGAGAAUAAAAUUAAUUUUCUUAAAACUAAAUUUUAAAUGACAAAACUCGAAUAAAUAUCAAAAGAAGAACAAAUUGAAUCCAAUAGAUUACAAGCAGUUGAAAAAAAUAUUAAGGCUUAAUAUACUGUUUUGAGAAAGGAAGAAAAAUUGAAAACAAAAUUGGAAGGGAUUCAAGGUGAAACACAUGAAAAUCAAUAAGAUUUUUAAAUUAAAAAAAGAGUCGAAAUUAAAAAAGAAAUAGCAAGAUAAUAUGCAUUAUAUGCAUUAUUAAAAUAUUUAAAUUUUGAAAGUUUUUGUUAAAUGUUUCAAGAAGCAGGUGAAAGAGGAUUACAAAAAAAGAAAUUAAUGUUCUAAGCUAAUAAUAAAGCAAAAAUUAUACAAAAAGCUAUUCGAAAAAGAAAUAUUAUUAAAGUAAUCAAUAACAAGUUAGGAUCUAAAUCAAGGAAAAUAUUAUUAUCUUUUAUUUUUAGAAUAAGAAUGUCAAUUCGAAUCAAAAAGAAAAGAAUCAUUUUUAGAAAAAUUAAUCUAAAUUAUUUAAAAUCAUCAAUUUUUCUAAAAGUUCGAACAAAUCUUAAUGUAAUGAUUAAGGCUACUAAAAAUAUAUAAUAAUUUUGUAGAUAUUUUAAUCAGAUGAUGAAAAUUUAAUUAAGUUAUUUAAAUUAUAAAUGGGAUGAAUAUAUGAGAUAAGAAUUUAAAGGUAUAAUUAUUGAUAAAGAGAAAGAAGAAUAAAAACUAAAUCAAUUACAAAUUCUAAAUGAAAAAUAAAUAUAAAUAAUGAAAUAAUUAUCAUAUCCUAUAAAAUCUCAAAAAGCUCUCUUAAAAGAAAUUGUAUUGUAUAAAAAACCAAAAUUAAAAAUUGAUAUGUUAAGAUAUAAUCUACUUAAGAAAAUACCCAAUAAAAUUAUUAAUGAAGAUGAGUAAAAAGAGAAGGAAAUAAAAUUAAAUUAUAAUAAUGUACUAUUUCCUUAUACAAAAUAUGUUGAAAAUAUUGUAAUUCCAUAAAAUUUUAGAAUAAGAUUUGACUAUUAAGAAAUUUAACUUUUAAAUGUUUUAGAUAAAAUUAAUUUAGAAGAAUCUAAAUUAAAAUUAGAAAUUUUAUAAAAUUAUUAGAAAUUAUAAAUUAAGAAUCACAUCUAAUAAUGUAUGAAUGUAAUAUUUAUUAUAUUAAGAAUUAGUAUUUCUAAGCACUUCUAGAUUUUAAAUAAAAGAACAAAGUCCUUAUUGCAAAUGAAAGAAUGAAAAUUAUGUCAAAAUUAUCAUCUGAUGAAAUUAAAUAGAUGAAAUAAAAGGAAGAAUAAGAAUUUAGAAUGAUGAUAGAAAAAAGAGAAAUCAAUAUGAAAAGAAGUAAAAUUGCAUCUAUUAUAUAUUAGUUCGAUUAAAUGGUUCUUUGUCUAAAGAGAAUAUUUUCGAUAAAAUUAAAUCAUUUUCAUCUGAUAAUUAUCCAUUCCAAAUGCUUACUUAUAAAUUAGUUGUUUAUCUAAGUCAAAUAGAAUAACCAAAAUUAUAAAUAGAAUUAACACAUAAGGAAUGGAUUAGAUUAAUGAAAAAUUAUCAUUCAGAUUUUAAAAUCAGAUUAUAAUCUAUAAUGAGUGAUGCCAGAAGUGCAGCUGCAUAUAAAGCAAGAUAAAUUAAAAGAGCUCCAACAAUUUAAUUAAAAAGAUCCCCAACAAUGGUAUCAAAGUCAAUUUAAUCCAAAAAAUAAAUUGAUUGA